Messenger RNA from Helianthus annuus (common sunflower), 3069 nucleotides. Its product is annotated as homeobox-leucine zipper protein HDG5. NCBI's taxonomy places the organism in Eukaryota, Viridiplantae, Streptophyta, Magnoliopsida, Asterales, Asteraceae. The coding region runs from base 181 to 2634 and encodes 817 amino acids. The transcript has 12 exons. The record is from RefSeq and is a predicted model, not a curated record. Gene Ontology annotation, molecular function: DNA-binding transcription factor activity, RNA polymerase II-specific; DNA binding; lipid binding. Gene Ontology annotation, biological process: regulation of DNA-templated transcription.
UGGUGGUCUUUAGACAUGUGCUAGGACCUUGACUGUUACAUUUCUAAUUGUUGAAAAACAUAAAAAGUCAAAAGUCUUUUUUAAUCUUUUUGUAUCUGGGACAGUCUUUGGUUCCUGAUUUCAGUGGAUUUUUCAUCUUUUUUGGGCUUUUGUGUAUGAUUUAACAUAUUGCAUAGGAAGAUGUACGGUGGAGAUUGUCAAGUGAUGUCAAGCUUGAAUGGUGGUGGAACUGGAAUUUCUUCUGAAUCUAUUUUUCCUAACUUCAACUACAUGCCUUUCACUGAAUUUUCUUCCAUCAUGCCUAAAGAAGAGAUGGAUAACAUGGUGAGAUCAGGAAAAGAAGAAAUGGAAAGUGGCUCCGGAAGCGAUCAAAUCGAAGGAGGAAUGUCGGGAAACGAGGUGGACACCGAUCCACAACAGCCUCCUACGAAGAAGAAGCGUUAUCAUAGACACACGGCUCACCAGAUCCAAGAAAUGGAAGCGUUGUUUAAGGAAUGUCCACAUCCAGAUGAUAAGAGAAGAAUGAGAUUAAGCCAAGAACUUGGACUGAAGCCACGUCAAGUGAAAUUUUGGUUCCAAAACCGGCGUACCCAAAUGAAGGCACAACAAGACCGUUCGGAUAAUGCUAUUCUUAGAAACGAUAAUGAGAAUCUAAGAAACGAAAACAGUCGACUAGAAAAUGCAUUGCGUUCGCUUGUUUGCUCUAACUGCGGAGGGUCUUCGAUAUCUUUUGAUGAGCAACAACUUCGGAUGGAAAACGCUCGGCUCAAAGAGGAGUUGGAUCGUGUCUGCCUUAUGGCAAGUCAAUUCUGUGGUAGCAAUCCAAUGCAAACUCAAGGACAAAGUCAUUUACCUCCAAUGAUGACCGCUAACCUGGACUUGGAUAUGAAUAUGUAUCCUAGACCAUAUGAACAAGAUGGCAUGCCAAACUGCAAUGACAUUUUGCAGAUCAAUCCUUUAAUGGCACCUGAAGGUCCCAACUUUGCUGCUGCUAAUGGGUUAAUCAUCAUGGAUGAUGAAAAGCCUCUUGCAAUCCAAUAUGCACUAUCUUUCAUGGAUGAAGUUGUUAAGAUGUGCAGGAUUGGAGAACCACUUUGGACUCAGGUUAAUGAUGCUGGAAAAGAAGUGCUUAACUUUGAUGAACAUGCUAAGAUGUUCCCAAGUAUGGUUAGCAGGAAAAUUGAUUCGAAUGAGUUGCGAUAUGAAGCUUCUCGAGCUAGCUCAGUUGUGAUUAUUAAUAGUAUCACUCUGGUUGAUGCUUUUCUUGAUGCAGAUAAAUGGAUGGAGUUGUUUCCCUCAAUCAUCUCGCGUGCAAAAACGCUUCAAGUCAUCACUUCUGGUGUUAAUGGAACGCCGAAUGCUUCCCUGCAGCUAAUGUAUGCUGAACUGCAAAUGCUAUCUCCACUUGUGCCAACUAGAGAAAUUCAUUUCCUUCGUUAUUGUGCGCGAAAUUCAGACGAUGGAAGUUGGGCAAUCGUUGAUUUCCCACUAGAUAGCUUUCACGAGACUUUCCAGCCAUCGCUUACUAGAUACAAACGUCACCCCUCUGGUUGCAUUAUACAAGACAUGCCUAAUGGCUAUUCAAGGGUUACUUGGGUUGAGCAUGCUGAGGCUGAGAAUGAGCUGGUCCAUGGGAUCUUUACCGAUUAUGUUAGCAGUGGAAUGGCAUUUGGAGCUCGACGAUGGCUAGCUGUUUUACAACGCCAAUGCGAGAGGCUUGCAAGUCUUAUGGCCCGAAAUAUAUCCGACAUUGGAGCAAUACCAUCACCAGAAGCAAGAACAAAUUUGAUGAAUGUGGCUCAGAGGAUGGUAAGGAUGUUUUGCCUUCACAUCACUGGCUCGUGUGGGCAAUCAUGGACAGCCCUUUCGGAUUCAGUUGAGGAGACAGUUCGAAUAACGACUAGAAAAGUCACUGAACCAGGCCAGCCCAAUGGUUUGAUCCUGACAGCAGUAUCAACAACCUGGCUUCCUUAUCCUCACUAUCAAGUUUUUGAUCUUUUAAGGGAUGAACGUCGCCGAUCUCAGCUUGAUAUUCUCUCAAAUGGGAAUCCAUUGGAAGAGGUUGCUCACAUUGCAAAUGGCUCUCAUCCGGGAAAUUGUAUCUCCUUGCUUCGUGUGAAUGUGGCUAGUAACUCGUCACAGAAUGUUGAGCUCGUGCUACAGGAGAGCUGCACGGAUGACUCUGGCAGCCUCGUGGUGUACUCGACAGUCGAGGUUGAUGCCAUCAAACUUACAAUGAACGGUGGAGAUCCAUCAUGCAUCCCUCUCCUCCCUUUAGGGUUUGUCAUUAUCCCGUUGGGACAAAACCCUAACAGCAACAUCACCUCAACCUCCACCACCACCACCGCCGAAUCCGGAGGAGGAUGCCUAUUAACUGUGGGACUACAAGUGCUAGCCAACUCAAUGCCCACCGCGAAACUAAACCUCAUGAGUGCCAACACAGUCAACAACCACAUCCAAGCUACAAUGCAACAGAUCAUCACCACUCUUGGCGGGGUUGCCACCAAUAACAGCACUGGCGGUGGCAGCACCGCCAGUGUUGAUGAUGGCAACAAUGUUGGUAGCUUUGACGAGCCACCAACUACUAGGCCAUCCAAGAAAGUGGAUUCAAGCGCAACUUCCAAGGUUAAUUAAACUAUUAAUUAACCUAUAUAAAAAAAUACUAUUAUAUAUGCUUUUUCUUCUUAUUUUUGAGCAAACUUAAAACUUCAUGGGCAUGCAUGAGUGUGGUUUGUGUAGGGUAGGGUUAAAAGGGUAGUAAUGUCUUUAACUUACAUGACAUUAUGAUGGUUCUGAAGGGUCAGAGUGUAAUGAAGAGAGGUGGUUGGUAGUUAAGAGAGUGAGUCUGCAACAUCAAUCAAUGGAAGAUGGUGGGGAAGAGAGUGCAUAUUAACGAGGGUAGUCAAGAGCGCACCAGAUAAGUUUCUUGGUUCGGGAAUUGACUUUCUUCGCCUUUUGUAUUUCGUAACCCCCACCCCCCUUUGAAAUUAUGUCGGAAAUUUGUCCAUUUCCAUUGCUUUGAGAAUGUUGGUUGACUUUAUUAUAAUAUAUAUAAGUUUAUAUAGUUUA